AUGAGUGUCCUCCGUAGACUGUCGGCCCUGCUCCCCGGCAGCUCGCAGGCCAAUGAGCCCGACACGACCGUGCUGAUCGUUGGUGCAGGCUCAACUGGACUCGCCCUCGCCCAGGGUCUGAAAAAGGCCGGAAUCCCCUUCAUCGUCGUCGAGAAGAACGAAAGCCUGCACGCACAGCCCCGAGACUGGAACAUGGGUCUACACUGGGGCGCCGAAUCACUGCACUCGCUCGUCACCCCAUCCAUGUGGGCGCGCCUGCAGAGCGUGCAAGUCGACCCCUCCACGCCCACGCCCGAAAGCGACGCCAUCAACUUCCUCAACGGCCAGACCGGCGCCCUCAUGACCUCCAUCCCCGCAAACAAAUUCUACCGUCUGCGCCGGCGCAAACUGCGCUCCCUGCUCGCCGAGGACCUAGCCAUCCGCUACUCCCACAGACUCCAAUCAAUCACCUACUCCCGAAACCGCAAAUACGCAACCGCCCAUUUCACCAAUAACACAAGCAUAAAAGCAUCCCUCAUCGUCGGGGCCGAUGGCGCCCGCUCAGCCGUCCGCUCGCACCUCCUAGGCCCCGAGCUUGGCUCCAUCCGCACCCUCCCCUACAGCGCAACAUUCGUCCAAGCGCGCUACUCCGCCGAGCAAGCCGUGUUCCUGCGCAAAUUCCACCCGCUCUACCUCGCCUCCAUAAACCCCGCCAACCUCUUCGCAUUCUUCGGGCUGCACGAUAUUCCGGACCCCGCCAGGCCCGAGACAUGGGUAUUCUUCUUCUACAUCUCGUGGCCGUGCUCGCUGGAAGAGCAACGCCAGACAGCGCACUGGACUGAUGCGCAGCGUCUGCAGCAGGGGAAGGAGUUUUCGAAGCACUUCACGGAACCCUGGAACUCGGCGUAUGAGUGGCUUCCUGAGGACCAGAAAGUGUGGUAUAUGAAUCUGACGGAUUUCGACCCCGGGGCAGAAGCGCAUCGGUGGGAUACGAGUGAUGGGCGGGUGACGCUUGCUGGGGAUGCGGCGCAUGCGAUGACGUAUCAGCGGGGGCAGGGGUUGAAUCAUUCAAUUACGGAUGCGGGGAGGUUAGCUGCUGCGACUACGGAUUUUGUUACAGGGAGGAAGAGCAGGUCGGAUGCUAUACGAGCGUAUGAAGAGGAGAUGAUUGAGCGGGGUGGAGAGGAGGUGCGAAUGUCGACGACGAAUACGGAGAUGGUGCAUGACUGGAGCAAAGUCCAGGAAUCGCCGAUUAUGAAGAGUGGGAUGACGAGGGUGCAGGAUAUCAAGGAGCCCAGCCUUAAUAACGGAUAA
Messenger RNA from Aspergillus puulaauensis, 1293 nucleotides. RefSeq names its product FAD-dependent oxidoreductase. Bases 1 to 1293 code for a protein of 430 amino acids. Gene Ontology annotation, molecular function: FAD binding. Lineage: Eukaryota; Fungi; Ascomycota; Eurotiomycetes; Eurotiales; Aspergillaceae. The record is from RefSeq and is a predicted model, not a curated record. The transcript has 3 exons.